Molecule: messenger RNA, 9341 nt
Organism: Schistocerca cancellata (South American locust)
Lineage: Eukaryota; Metazoa; Arthropoda; Insecta; Orthoptera; Acrididae
Product: afadin-like
Exons: 5
Coding region: 115-1068 (317 amino acids)
Source: RefSeq, a predicted model, not a curated record
GUCAAUAACAUUGACAGGUUUUUAAGAUGUAGGAGACAUUUGUUUAAUUCGAAUUACAUAUUUAGUGGCCAAUGAAAAGUAGUUUUAGAUUGCUUGAUAUACUAGGGAGUGCUCAUGGCAAAAGUAAUAAGACGUUGUUCACCAUUUUCUGAAGAAGAAAGUUCUAUUUUGUUUGAUAUUCUAAGAAAACAUCUUAACCUGGUUGAACCAGAGAAUUUCGAUAUUUUGUCUAUUGCAAUACGAUCUAACACAUGGCAGUCGGUGUGUGAGGAAUUUAACUCCCAUAGUGCUGUCAAACAACGAAGCCAAAUACAGUUGAAACGAUUUUGGGAAAAUCGUAAAGCUAAGAUAAAGAGAAGUCUGCAGAAGCUUCUAACUGCCAACAAUGAACUUGGAAAAUCUGAAUCACCACAUAUAGAUAACCAAUUGUUUGAGUACUCUACAUCCUCACUGAGAUCAACAGCAACACCUGUUGGUGCAUCAUUAUUUAGUUAUCCUGCCAUAAAGAGCAAUCUUACUUUUCCAAAUCCUGAAGUUACUCCACAUUUCAUAGAAUCUGCCUCCUACACAGUGUAUCAGGGCGAAGGGAGGAGCAUCACUGACUCUCCAGGCACCGGCGAUCCUUAUAAGAACUCUGUGGUGCAUCCUUCGGAGGAUUUAAGUGGGUCUCAUCUGCUGAAAUUUGAACGCCCACCCACUUACGCCGAAAUCAACGACAGAGGAGGAAGGAAUAGUAUGCUGGAGCCUGAAAGUGCAGAUUCUGAUGGAGACAUGGAUAACGGUGACACAGAAGGUGCCAGAAGUAAAGCAGAGACUGCAGCACGACUAGCUCGUCUCCGUCGUCGAGAAAGGCAAGAAGAAGAGCUGCAUGCUUACCGUCUGCGUGAAGCAGCAGCACGUGCAGCUGCAGCAGAGGCAGAGAGACGUGCUGCUGAGGAUGCUGAAACAUGGGCUGCAGAAGAGCGAGCACGAGCUGCGCAGAGAGAUGCUGAACUACACCGACUCAAUGUGGAACGCUUGCAGCUGGAGCUGGAUCUACUGCGUGCAGAGCAUCGGGCUCGACACUAGCUCUGAACAAACGAAUGUAAAGGGAUGAUAUGAAAUUCAUAUUGUCUACCAUGUGUUAGUGUUUUUGGGCACAUACACAGUAUUGAUUUUGAAAAUCAUGUGUAUCUUAAUGUGCUGAAAAAGUUUGUCAUGACAAGAUCAUCAAUUUAAUACUACCAAGGAGCAUAAAUACUUGCCUUUUAGGCAGGCAUGUAAGACUCCCUCAGGUGCAGUUGUCAGUAUGUGUGAUGUGAGUAUGAACUGAAAGGAAAUCCACUGAAAAUACAGUCACUGGCAGUGUUGAGUUUACAGGUUUAUAGUGAUGUGUGGGUUACAGUGAAAAGCGAUUCAUUUUGAAGGUAUUUCAGAAGUAAUAAUUUGAAUGAGUAGUACACUGUUGCCAUGAUAAUGAGAAAUUGUGAUGCAAUAAAAUGACACCGUACUAGUGUGAUUUGUGUGAGGCAUUUCCUGUUUUUGUGAAGAAGUCUCAGUUUAUGCAGUAUUAUAUACAGAAAAAACAAUGUUUCAUAAAUUAUAUGUGAGAAGGCAAGCAGUAAUCAGAAGAAAGCUUCUUUUCCAACCAACACCAUUGAGUCCUGUGGGCUGCAAUUAAGCCUCUGUGAAAGUCUAUCUGUUGAUGUACCUAUGAAGCAAGUAGGAAGAGAAGUUGAAGUAACUACAGAAUGACAAAUGACCAUCAUGGAAAUACCAAUUUGUUUGUUGAGGAGUGAUGAAGUAAAUCAUGACUUAAUUAAUUAGAUUAUUGGCUAUAAGGUUAUAAGAUUAUUGACACUUUGUUCUUUUGUCUGAUUCAUCUAAUGUUGUACAGAAUUAUCAGAUGUUGCUUAAUUUUUUCUUGAAAUAUGGAAGCUGAGAAAGUUUUUGUUCUGUAUGACUCUGGAUAAACAUCUAAAUGUGAAGAACAAAUUUUUAUGAAACUUCAGUGUCCUCUUGAAUGUUUUAUUUAUGUAAUCAACAGGUUUAAAUUAGUUGACAGAUGUAGGAAAGUUCUUGACUGUAUUCUGCAGUGUCACCAGAGUAAUGCAUGUCUUUACACACAUUUGCACAACUUUUAUGAGAUGAGAUGAAAUGAAAUGAAGAUGGUUUGAGUGUGCUACAGUGUGACAUUGUUCAGGAUAUGUAAUGAGUUAAACAUGAAAACUGGAUUAGAUUGUUCUUCGUCACGGAACGUUAAGUUUGUAAGGACCUGUGAAUCCAUUGUGUGUGCAGCUGCAAAUGUGAAUUAGAGUAAGGUUGAGUUGAGGUAGCAUGCAUUUUCCUAUACCUUUUUUUGUAUAGUAGUCUGAUUUUCUUUACUUCAGUUCAGCUGUAGUGGUAAUUAAUUUCUGUAUAUUAAAAAUAGAACUGAAGAUGUGUGAAACUUGAAAAAACUCUUUCUCCAUCAUCUGAAUGAGGCAAAUAGUUUGUGCUCGGUACAGUUAGCACCUCAACAAAAUAAUGAAGUCAUAUGUUGCUUCAUUUACAGUGUAGAAAUUGUAAAGAAACUGAAUAUUUUCUGAAUAAUUAGUGUAAGAUAAUUGUGUUAUAUGAAGCAGUGUUAUAAAGUAUAAACACAUAUUAUAUCAUCAUAUUACUGCUAAUGAUUUUUUUCCCAGUUGUAUGCAUAUGCAAAAGAGAAAAAUUACUUUGGGAUUGUGUAUUUCAUAUUAGUGUUUCAUAGGCAUUAUCAUAAUUUAUAUCCUUUAUCAUUUUAAAUUUAUUUAUAUCACCAUCAUUGCUAAAUGUGUAAUCUCUACAUAAUAAUAUUAAAAGAAGUAGCCCUUUAUGACGUAGUUAAGAAAGAAAAGUACGUUUAAACAUUGGUAGGACAGAAUACUUGUAGUGCUCAUAGGGAGGAAUUAUGUGUGUUACUUGUACUCUUAUGGUCAUUAUAUUACAUGAUCAGAAUUGAUAGACUGUACUGUAAUAUUUGAUUAGCCCAGGAAAUAUGAUCCCAGUAGAUUCAGUGAUGGUUUUGGAAAUAUGUUCCAAAUGUUAAACUUUCAGGAAUUGAAACACUUUCAAGAACCGUAGACAGCUAUGUGGAAAUAAAAAUAGUCUUAAGACUAGAAAGUAAGUGCCUAGCUCCUGGAAACAUGGUUCAAAAGAGGCAUACUAUGUACAACAAGAGACUGCAAUGAAAACCAUGACAAAUCUUAUUUUAUUUUGUAUAGACCAGUUUCCUUAUUUGUCAUUCAAGCAUGACAGGUACAUUGCAUGCAAGGAAACAUAUAGCUAAGAAAUACACAGACUGCCAGGCAGGAUAUUUGUAUUUGUGUUAAAAAGUAUGUGUGAUUAGCAUAGACAAACUGUACCUUUGUUUCUAUUUGUAGAUGAACUAUGUAUGUUUGUGUAGCGUGCACCCCUCUCCCUAUCGGAAGAAAGUGUGUUUGUUGUUAGUGGCUCCUUUAGGUUGCCAUCAAUAUAUAGCUGCUGCUAGAUAAUAUAAUGGAUAAAAGCCUUAACUAUGUGAAUACAGUGACACUAGAAACAAAAUUGAAUUUUUUUGCAAGUUUGAAUGCUGGCAUAUUUGUUUUCUGUCUGUCUCUCUACUUUUCUGGAAACAUUAGACCAACAAAGUGCCUUCCAUAGUUACUCUGUUUCUGAUAUGUGUAGAAGAGCAUUUGAGUGGACUUAAUAUUGUUGUCAUUAAAGUUAGGGUAACAUGUGAAAGGGUAAUUCAGCGGUUUGUUCAAAUAUCUCUUUGUUUUUUUGUAUCUCUUGGCUUUCUUUUCCACUUACUUGUUCAUGGUUCCUAUAUUUUAUUGUUCUUGCCAACAAAAAAUCUACAUGUACAUAUCAUUUGUAUCUAGUGAAAAUCUUGCCAGUCAUUUACAGUAGAUAUUUCAAAGUGAAAAGAAUGCCCACAUUUUUAAAGUCUUUACUGUUAUUUUGUUUUGAAUACCCAUGCAUUUAAUACAAGAAUUAAAUGGUUUUCUGAAGAACUUUUUAUACAUAAAAUUUUAAAAUAGUUUAAACAAAAGGAAUGGAAAACAGUAUAAUUUUAACAGCCUUUUUUAUUAACUGAAAUAAUUCAAGGAAUGAGGAAAAAUUUGCACUGUGUUCAAAAUUAAGUGUUCUUACAUAAGAAAGAAACAAGUGAAGAGACACAGAUACUGCACAAUUGUGAUAAAAAGUUCUAAAUUUUAAAGUGAACUGAUUCGACAAAAUAUUACUGCAGUGUAGCACAUGCAGUGAGGCUUUUGGGCAUUGAGUGUAAAGUGCAAGUAGUUCUUAGUCUUCACUCACUUGUUCUCCUCGUAAUGGCUGUUGUUUGCAACCCCCCUUCUCCCAAUUAACCUUUUAAAAUGCAGUGGUUUUAUAUUCCACAGAUUUUUCAUUUAUGCUACUUGGUGUGAAAGCAAUCAGUUCAAAGGACCUUAAAUUUUCUGUGAAGUGUGAUUAACUAUAGUUUUUGUUUCAUACUUUGUGUUUUAGAAAUUACAGUUAUAACGUUAAGUCAAGAGGACACAGUACCUGGAUAUUUGCCCCUCCGCCUUUUGUUUGAAAAAAAAAAAAAAAUUAAUUUCUGGUUGAAAGUAUUCAGGGAAGAUAUUAGACUACUACAUUGUCUAACAUGGCUUUGUGAGUACCUUGUCACUUGGUUUUCACAUUGCUGUAUGCUUCUUUUUUCCCAUGCUGUUGUAUAUGUAAUGUCAUCAAUAAAAUUUAUCCUUUAAAUUAGUGCUGAAUACCAAUAUACCCCAUUCUGUCCAACUUCCAUUUAUUCAUAGUCAUAAGGUGCAUAGUAUUCUUUCAAAGAACAGUUAUUUUCAGUUGUCCUGUCUUCAAUUCAUCAUUGCUCCUUUCUAUGACCCUUGCAAGUUGAUCAUAUACUGUGAAUCAAAGGUGUUCAUGUCAGCCAUCCAAUGCUGUUGACCUUGUAAUAGUUUGCUUUUGUAGUUGACAUCUUUGUCAAUAUGAAAAUGUUGCAUGCAACUAAAGAUAAAUAAAGUUUGAGAAAUAUUUGACAGUAUCUGGAAGAGCAUUUCUUUGCAAUUUGUUGAAGUCUGUCACUGUUCUCUACAAAAUGUUCUGUUUCAGUGUAUUGUGACAUCUUGCCUUUAAGUUCAUACAGACCUGUAUACUAUUACUUCUUGUAUCAUUACGAUCUGUGAUACACGGAGCAAGAAAGUCAGUUUUCAGUUUUUUUACGAGGCACUACUUCCAGAUAUUUUAUCACAAAAUGUAAACUUCAUGAAGAAUAUUUUUAUUUUUGUGCUUUCUCCUUUUGAAAGUUUUGUGUGUUGUGCUUGGAUCAUUCUCUAAUUGUUUUUCUUGUCUUUCAUUGGCAUGAAGUUAUUCAAAAUGUUUUAAAUGUCAACCUAGUUCAGCCACAUGCUACUGUGCUACUGCCCGUGACGUCACUGGUGCAUAAUCCAUUGCCAUGGAAGGCACUAUUUUCAUUGUAUAUCCACAGUGCCCUCUUUAAACAUGUGAAGGUUGAGUCCUAUGCUGUUUUUAGCUACAGGCUGGAGACUAUGAAUUUGUUCAUUCAUUUGUUUUAGUUUUCUUAACUCACCAUCAAGUGUGUCUGAACUUUGUAGGGUGCACAUCCUUUGUUAUAGAAGUCUUCACUGCAGCUGCAUUUCCAUAUUUAAACACAAAUUUAACCACAAUAUUACUAUGUCAUUCAGGUGUCACUCACAAAACCUUAUCAGUAUUAUCAGUUCACUAGAGGUCUAUAUUUACAUGAUUAGCCAUCCUUUGUUGUUCCCAUCUAGUUAUUAGCAAAUAUUUCGUAAGACACUUUGUGUGUGUGUGUGUGUGUGUGUGUGUGUGUGUGUGUGUGUGUGUGUGUGUGUGUGUGUGUGUAGAGAGAGAGAGAGAGAGAGAGAGAGAGAGAGAGAGAGAGAGAGAUUCUACCGCCAUUUUAUUACAGUUGAAAUUCAAAAUGCAUGUACAGUGUUCUUGUUUAAACAAUCUAGAAAAGUCAUUGAUGUACUUCUGAAGUAUCAAAUUUGUCUUCCCAUGUACUUGAAUUCUAUUGAAUAAAAGGGAUGUUUCUUAGGUUAGUUUAAAUUUAAAACUCUUGCUUGGAUGAAAUUUUACAAUAUGGAAUGAAUACUUACAGAAGAGAAGAAAGAGAAAUAGGACUACUGUGUGUCUGUGAAACAGAACUUGAUCUUCAGUCAGUGCCAUUUGCAGAGUAUCAAGUCAGGUAUAAAUGCAAUAAAGUUCAGUCUCAGUGGUUUUUCAAAACGUCAAAGAUCCACACUUGUGUUCAGUGUUGCAGAGCCUUACAUUUUUGUAACCUCAUAUAGCAUUGUUCCCAGAAAAGUACAAAUGUUAAAAAUAUGCUGUAGUAUCAUUACAUGUUCUUUAGUAUUACUCAUAACCUAUUUUUAAAGCAUAUAGUUGUCCCAUACUUCUUGGAUAUUUUUAUAUUGUAUAUUUGGGACUUUGCUAAACUCUUCCUUAGAGCAAUGGAAUUUUGCAUUGGAAGCAGGUGCAUGUCAUUCCAUUAUGACUCAAUAGUUGUAUAAGCAUUGUCAUGUAAUAAUGGUGACAGAAUGUGUGUAUUUAUUGCAGAAGAGACAGAAUCAAGUUAUUAGUUAUUUUCUCCUUACAGUAGUUCUGUCUUCUGAACAGUAGUGAUAUACUGUAUGUGGUUUUUCAUUGUUAAACAUUGUUUUGUAUUUAAAAAUUCUGUGCUUCUCACCUCUGUUAACUAUUGGUCAGAUUGAAUAGAUUUGUUCCAUUAUCAGACUUUUGAUUUAGGUAAGAUAUCAACAUUAUCAGUGCAUUCUUGUGGCCCUGUGAAACUGUCACUGCUAGAAUAUCCAAAAUCAACAAAUUUAAAAAUAUAAAGUGCAAUUCAUACAUUUAGUUGGGUGAGUUCUGCAUUAUUUUAUCGAUUUUAAAAGCAGAUUCCAACUGAAUGACUUAAUGCAUUGAAAACUGAUUCAUAACCAUGUAAAAACUGUAGGUUAUAUUUGUUUUUGUUCCAGACUGUGUUUUACGUCAGUUAACAUUCUUAUAGUAAUGUCUCAGAGUGUCUACCUGUCAAAAUACACAUGAAUAUCAUGGGAGCAGUGACAGGGAUGAAUUAUCAGAAGCUGAAAGAAAAGUUAAUGAGCUUUUGUAAAUAAGUGGAAUAUAAAUAAAUUUGUAUCAUGUAACAGAGUUAAAUACAUUCAGGUAGAACACGUGGAAAACAUGAAACGAAUAGCAUUUAGUCAAUUCGAAAUGUAUUUGGUCAUUAUUUUAUGUUUAUAACAAAUUAGUACAGAAAACCAUGAUGACAGAGAAAUGGAAAUCAGGAAAGUCAGAAACCUUAGAAAUUUGUUUGAAAAUUAUACUAACAAUUUUAUGGAAAUAGUGUGAAUGAUAAGCUUUGGCAGUAUAACAAGAGUCUAGUAAGAUGAAGAAUGAUUCAUGUAAUAUGCAUCAUGGAAGCUGCACUUCAAGGAGAAGUAGGGGUGUAAUCAUCGUGGAAAAAAUGCUAGGAACAAAGAGUAAUUUUGCACUUACAGAAUGGGAGUUGAAGAUGUAAUACCUUUUAAAUCUGACACUGCAAUGGAAAAGCACAUAACUAGUAAAACAAUCGGUGAUAAUGAUUUAGGAAGUUUCUUAUGUGAGUAUUUCUGCUGUAUACUCCGAAAACUAAAUGCUAAAAUGAGCUUCAGUAUUAAACCUUAUAUUGCUGUAGCAAGACCAAAUAGUAAAUUUUACUUAUUGGAACAGAUGCACAGAUUAUAUUAUUGAUGCAAAAAGUGCUUUAGUAGUAGUCAUUUGUUCAUGUGUAAAUAUUGUUCCAGCUCAAUUUUAAAUGAAACUUCCUGGCAGAUUAAAACUGUGUGCCGGACCGAGACUUGAACUCGGAACCCAAGUUCGAGUCUUGGUCUGGCACACAGUUUUAAUCUGCCAGGAAGUUCCAUAUCAGCGUACACUCCGCUGCAGAGUGAAAAUCUCAUUCUCAAUUUUAAAUAAUGGAAUUACAGUACAUUUACAUUAUUUUCAGAGUAUGGCCACAUAUUAGACUAACAUUGGAGAAGUUUGAAAAUUAAUGUUUAAUACUUGGUUCAUAUUUUAUUCCAUUGAUUUGUUUUAUACUUUAUAUGUGAAUCAUUAACAAGUUCUAUGCACAGUUAGUGAGAAGAUCAAUAGAGAAUGAGGUAGUGUGACUGGAUAGCAUGUAUGAUGUUAUUGCUUAUUGCAUGCAUUUAUAUUGAGUAGAUGUGCUGGAUUUUCAGUGGAGCAUAACCACAUGAAUGGGCCCAAGGCCAACACUGGAGCAACCUGUGUGCAUAUUGGCAAUUCUUCCCCGGCAUGUGGACAAUAAUCAGUGUGAACGGUUGGGAUUCUCAGUUUUAUUUUGUAGAAUGAAUUAUACAGCCAUAGGUACAACAAUUAAACACAGAAAUGUACAAGCACAGUGAUUUUAAAAAUGUUAAUCUCUAAGAAAUAUGUUUCUUUUAGGUAAGAUACUUUAAAAUGGUAACUUUUUUUGCAGUGGAAGUAUUAACUCUUUUAUUUAAGCUUUUGAGUACAUUUAGUUAGAAAGUAAUGUUAGAUGAUUCUAAAGUCAACUUAUAACAUUGUAGUUUGCUUGAGAACGAUCCUAUUUUAUAAUGCAUAGGUUGAUGUAGAUAGCAUGACAUACUCAUUUACAGUACUUUCAUCUUUGCUACCUUGAUCCAAAUUUCUACAAAAAAAACCUGACAUUUUCUAACUUCUCAUCCUUCAAUUUUUGAUAAUAACAGAGUAUGUAAGCAGUAACAGUAAUGCAACAGAAACAAAAGACCAUUACGCACUUAACUCUAAGCUGUUUUUGCUACAAAAAAUUUAGUUUAAUGGAAUUUGUGGACCUAUUUCCUGCAACCAUUUGAGUUCUGACUAUGUUUUUCCAUAGAGAUAACUUUGAUGCUGCUAUAUGACCUUUGUAACAUACUCGGGAACUGUAAAAUAUGGAUAAGCUGAUUGAGCCACUGACAUAUUGUACUGCAUAUUCUUGUGAAAAAUGUCACUGUACUCUGUAUGAGAAUACAAACAAAUAUGAAAAUAUUAACUCAAAGCAAGAAAAUAUGAACACCAAACUACAGAUGACUGUGGUACAAAGUUGGACAUGGCUCCCUAGCGUAACCAUUAAUUUAAAAUUCAUAAUUUAUGGCAGCUGUUUCUAAGAAAAACCUUAUUUAUGUUAAUACACAGUUACUUUGGACGAUGACAGCUAAUAAGAGACAAACAAUAACAGCUGUAUGCACAAUAUAAGUCGGCACGUUUGCAGGGGAUGCUGGGAGUUUCAGCAUGUGAUUGCCACCUAGCACAGGGGUGCUGCAGGAGAUGAGAGA